Molecule: messenger RNA, 3630 nt
Organism: Osmia lignaria (orchard mason bee)
Lineage: Eukaryota; Metazoa; Arthropoda; Insecta; Hymenoptera; Megachilidae
Source: RefSeq, a predicted model, not a curated record
CAUCCUUAUCGUUUUGUAAUGAAAAAUUAAGACAUUCUGAUUGAAUAGAGAGGUUGAAAUUCGUUUAGAGAUUUGCUAAUGACAAUGUAACAAAAGAUACAUAAUUUGUGAGUCUUAAUUCUUAAUUUUUCUUAUUAAAUCUCAUAAAUGUAUGUGAAUACUGAUCAAGUAUAAGCCAUGAAGAAUAUUCAUACAUAUAGAGCUAUACAUUUUCUUAAAUGAGCUUUGAAUAAAGUUUGUGGAUGUAGUGAGCGAGUUUCGACUUCUUUCAUAACAUACGCUGCCGAUAGAAGAAAUAUAUAUGAAUAACGUGCAAGAAGUAUUUUGCAUUAAAAUGUCAACAUAUUAAAAAUAUACCGGAAUAGUUUCAUAUUUUAUUCGUUAAUAAAACGUAACGUAACCUAUUACUUAGAUAGUAUGAUUUUUACAAUGUUUACCACUGAAUUAUUUAACUUAAGAACACUAAUAUCCACACCAAAAGAAAGAAUCCUUAACAAUUUCUGGAUGUUUAAAUAUGCCAGGUUGUGCAGCAGUUGGCUGCAACAAUCGUAGUGAAAAGGGUUAUAUUAUGAAAUGUUUUCCCCGUAAUCCAAAUCUUAGAAAAAUUUGGCAAGAACGCGUUGCUAGAGCUGAUUGGGAACCAUCAAAUAAUUCAUUCCUUUGUCAUGUACACUUUCAACCUCAGGAGUGGUCUAUAACACAAAGUGGAAGAAUCAGAUUGAAAAAAAAUGCAGUUCCUUCUAUAUUUACUGUAACAUCCACCAGAAAAUCUCCUAAGAAAAGAAUUAAAAUAUUUAAUAAUACAGAGGAAAAGCAAAGUGAAUAUAAUAUAAAAUAUAUGGAAAAUGAUAUUGGGGAUUUAACUAUAGAACAUUUAGAAGAAAAAAAUUUAAAUUUUCAAAAUAUUGAGGAACCAUCUGUGCAAUCUGUUAAAACCAACUUUGAAUCCAUGAAUAGAUGCACAGAAAGAGUGGAAAAGCAAGAGGGAGGAAAAAGUACUGAAAUUGUUCUUCAGCAAGAAAAUAUCAAAAUGAUUUCAGAAGAUAAUCUUGCUGAUGCUAGUGAUCUAGCAAAGCAAGAUAAUCCUGAAGUACGCUUAAAUGAUGAUAAGAAAGAAGUUGAAUUGUCUUUGAUGGUUAAUAAGGCCGAAACUUUUCAAAUACCAACUGUUAUAGUGAAAGAAGAAAUUAAAUUAGAAGUUGUGGAUCAUGUUGAAUUUGAGGAUAGUUAUGAUGAAAUAGAAGAAAAAUUAAAACAGAUCUGUGAUGGUGGAUCUACAGAAGAUGAAAACUAUAAGAAUAAAGGAAAAAAAGCAAUGAUUAAAGACUGCAAGGAGAAUGAAAAUGAAGAAAUGAUAGAUAAAAAUCAUGAACUUAAUAAUGACGAACGUAAAGUUUCUUCACCUCCUAAUACAAAUCAUGAUUUCCCAGCCAACAACGAGGGUGGACGUGUAUUUACUCCUAAGGAAAAAAAUGUUGAAAUCAUUUUUGGAACAGAAAGUGGAGACGAAAAAUUGUCAGCAUCUCAAGUCACAUCGAAAAUUGCUAAAAUCGAUAAUAAUGCUUUGGGGUCUGAUGAAGUAAUCUCUAUGAAAAACGACAAAAAAUUGUUGAAAGACACAGAGGAGAAUGUUGAUAUAGAAGAGAAUUUUACGAAAGAUGAAGUACAUGUAAUACCAAAUAUAAGAGCAGCAAUGAAACGUAAAAGAAAAACUAGAGAGGAAAUAAUGAGAUCAAUAAAAAAAUCAAUUAGAAGUACCUCUGAUCAAGAUAUUAAUUCCUCAAGCAAUAGCGAGUUAUCUGACACUAUGGAACAGGAAACGGAAGUUAGAAAUAAAUUAUCCUUGUCCCCAGAGAGAAUAAAUGGUGGAAGUAAAGAAAAUGACACAGAAACUGGAACAGCUAAGUUUGUUAUCAAAGUAACCGGUGAUCCUGAUGAUGUAACUGAAAUUAUUGAAGAAUUAUCGUCUAAUACGAUAGGAACACAGGCGGCCCAAAAAUUUAGUACACUUUACAAGAACGAAGAAAAUAAUGCACUAGUUACAUCUGUUAUAACAGUACUGUCACCUAAAAACUCCAAAGAAAUUGUUUAUAGCGAUCUCAGUAGUCCAUUGACAAAAGAUGAUUAUGUAUCCUCGGAUAAGAAUGGAUCAGUCAUGAAUCAUUGUUCUUGUGCAAGAAAAGAGCUUGCAAAUUUAAAUUCUGUUCCUAACUCUAGAAUAUGUCAUUCUUCGUGUUUCAAGCAUACGUGUUCCGACGAGGAAGAAGGAAACCAAAUAAAGAUUAAUUCUCCACUGCAGAACUGUACGCACAAUGCUCAAACUUUAGAGAACAAUGUUGGGCGUGUUCCUUCGGAUUAUGAAGAAUUGUUAGAAAGGAUACAAAUUCAAGAGAAUGUGAUUUCAAAAUUAACUGACCAAUUGAUUAUCUAUAAAGAAUUAGAAAAUAAUAUGCGAAAUAAAAGUAUUGGACAAGAACUGCAAAGUAAAGAGUCAGAAGCUGCUAGAAUUAAUACGAGAUCGAGUAACAUACAGUCUUCGAUGCUUAGUAAAAAGAAUUUAGAAUCUAAACAAAGAUUGAUAGAAGAUUUAUCAAACAGGGUAAACUAUUUUGAGGAGAUGAAUAAGAAAUUAAUGAAGACAGUAACAUUGGAAUCUCAACAAAAGAGAAAGCUUGAGGGGCAACUUAAGCAGAAAGACAAUAGGAUUAAGGAGCUUAACUGGAAGCUAGAGAAAGCUUCAAAGUAUCUUGAAAGAGCAGAGAAAAACACAAACACGUAUAGAAGGAAAAUGUUAAAUAUGCAAACUGUAAUGAGAAGGAGGAAACUCCUAGACGAAAAAAUGAGUAAGUUUAAUGAAAUAUUAAUUGAUAGCUCUAAACAAGAGUUCUCGGGAAAAGCUUUAGCUAUGGCAGCAGAUAUUCGAAAAGUUUGUGGAAGAAAUGGUUAUGAUAAAUUACUUUCUUAUGGUUUUCCAUUACCGCCAUUACCAGCUUUACGAAAAGGAGUCCUUAACGAAAAUUUUACAGAUCAUAAUAAAAGUGAUGUGGAUGAAACACCAAAUUCUUCUACAAAGUUAAGCAUUAAAAUAGAAAAAGCACACGAUGUAAAUAACGAAUCUGAAACUGAUGAAAAAAACAUAGAACUUUCUGAUUCAGUAAUUAAAACAACUGAAUAUGAAGGUGCAGAAACUGUAACAGGAACUGUUCAAGAUAUUUUCGAUGAAAAUAAUGAUGGUGAUGAUUUUAGUACAAAUGAAUUGAGAGAACAUUUCAUUUUACAGCUAAACGCGGUUAUGUAGCCUUAAUUUUGUAAACAUACCAUUGUUCUAGCAACAAUUAUAUAUUGUAUAUACGUACAAUAUUUCAUGCUUUCAGGUUGAAUGUAAAUAUGUACAUGUACAGACAUUAUUAUAUGCGUAAUGUAAACGAUUAUAUUAAUUAGUCGGUUACAGUAUUAAAUCAUUAUUCAUAAACAGAUUUUUUUACAAUAGAUUAGGAUAACCAUAUGAAAUUCUUUUUAGUGAAAUAAAGAUUGUCGCUCAGUUCCAACUCGGCGACAAUCCUAACAUGUACAUAUAUUUUAGUACUGAAAUACGGAAAUCAAUUCGCUACAAAUUUAAGAGAAAAAAAA